This is a messenger RNA of Lingula anatina, 1218 nucleotides long. RefSeq lists its product as uncharacterized. Gene Ontology annotation, molecular function: protein binding. The record is from RefSeq and is a predicted model, not a curated record. Lineage: Eukaryota; Metazoa; Brachiopoda; Lingulata; Lingulida; Lingulidae.
GAUGACGUCAUCAUUUAUUGUGCAAGGUGCUUGUGAAAGGAAUUCGAAGAAGUGAGGUUUUUUCAGUACAUUACUGCCUCAUGUAUCAUGUGUGUACGGAUGCAUUUGUGUAGCCCCAGAUAGUAGUGAAGGCCACUCCAGACUGUAGGAAGAUGUCCGAAAAUUCAUCAGAAUUCACCGAUGCCACGAGGAAUUCUGGCUCGUCUCGCCCAUCCUCUGAUAUCAGCGGCACCAAUGUUCCUCUGGUUUUGAUCAGUGCUUACGAGGAACAACUGAAGAGAAAUAAAUUAGGAAAGCCUUUACCCAAGCUCCCUUCUGCCAGAUUUUGCUACACAAACUGGCAUGAGUUGCCGCACACUGAUCUCCAUGGCAACCAGCUGCAUGCUCCGAGGGUCAGAGAAGCCCCAGAAGAAAAAGAAAUGACCUUCUACUCGGCCAAGGACGCCAGUGACCGACCACUCCAUCAUUCCAGGCAAGGCAAGGAGAGGAUGGACUACAGAGAUAAGACAGAAAACUGGGAACAGGCAGAGGUCUGCAACCUUUCCUUCCAAGAGCUAUCGGAUGCAUACCAGAGAGAGAAUUUUAAGCGUAUCCUGAAGCGUUUGCUGAGAGUCCAGGAUCUGAUCCUAGUGGAAGACAAACUGACAGAGCUCAGCAGCUUUUCUUUUCCACUCUGCACCCAUCUGAAUCUUAACAGAAAUUAUAUUUCUUCUUUCAAGGAUCUUCCCAAAAUUCCACGUAUCCAGUACUUGACUAUAUCAGAUAAUAACAUAGUGAACCUGAAUGGAUUGGAUAAUUUGAGGAAAACAGAGCUAAGAGAAUUAAACCUCAAGAGAAACCCUGUGGCUUUUACUGAAAAUUAUAGACCAAGGGUGUUUAAAAUUUUACCACAGCUGAAAGUGCUGGAUGAUAUCCCCAAGCUUCCGUCUGAUGAAGUUUUUGAUGAAGAAGGUCCACAGUCAGAGGGAGGAUGUCUCAUUUCAUAAGAUGCAGCCUCACUAGAAGUCAGAUGGACUUUAAGACAGUUUAAAUAUUCAGGAGUUUUACUUAUAUGAAAGAAAUCUUGAUGUUCACGAGCAUAGAACGUAGAAGAAAUUCAUUGGGACAUUGGGAUUAGUUUUGUGUUACAUUUGGCAAGUCGGAUUUCUCACUUUGUACUUAAAUUGUCUCUUUUAUAACUAUGGGUGUAAACCAAUACAUUUCAAUUUGUGAUUAUUA